Molecule: messenger RNA, 6075 nt
Organism: Uloborus diversus
Lineage: Eukaryota; Metazoa; Arthropoda; Arachnida; Araneae; Uloboridae
Product: muscle calcium channel subunit alpha-1-like
Exons: 44
Coding region: 16-6075 (2019 amino acids)
Biological process (GO): calcium ion import across plasma membrane
Cellular component (GO): membrane; voltage-gated calcium channel complex
Molecular function (GO): high voltage-gated calcium channel activity
Source: RefSeq, a predicted model, not a curated record
ACGCCUCAUGCUUGUAUGGACUCGAAUAAGCUUAAUCAUUAUUUGGAAAAAACCGAGUAUCUCUUUUUAGUCAUUUUUAUGAUCGAGUGCUUUAUGAAAAUUAUUGCUUAUGGCUUUUUGUUCCACCCCGGUGCCUAUUUACGCAAUGGAUGGAACUUUCUGGAUUUCGUCAUUGUCAUUAUAGGAAUUAUUAGUACAGCUCUUUCUGCACUGAUGAAAGAGGGUUUUGAUGUGAAAGCCUUACGUGCAUUUCGUGUUCUGCGACCUCUUAAGUUAGUUUCCGGUGUCCCAAGUUUACAAGUAGUUUUGAAUUCCAUUCUACGUGCCAUGGUGCCCUUACUUCACAUUGCUCUUCUUGUCAUCUUUGUCAUCAUCAUCUAUGCCAUCAUAGGACUAGAGCUAUUCUCUGGAAAGAUGCACGAGACGUGUUUGAACAACAACACGGGAGAAUUUGCCUUAGAGGAGCCGCACCCUUGCGGUGAAAAUGGUUACCAUUGCAACGCAACAAAUAAUGAAGUAUGCACGGGGUACUGGGAAGGGCCCAAUUUCGGCAUCACUAACUUUGAUAACUUUGGACUUGCAAUGCUCACUGUCUUCCAGUGCGUUACUAAUGAAGGAUGGACAAACGUCCUUUACAAUAUAAAUGAUUCUGUAGGUAAUGAGUGGCCAUGGAUUUAUUUUAUUAGUUUAAUCAUAAUAGGUUCCUUUUUUGUGCUCAACCUCGUCCUUGGUGUCCUUAGUGGGGAAUUUUCAAAAGAAAGGGAAAAAGCGAAAGCUCGUGGGGAUUUUCAUAAAUUACGGGAAAAACAACAAAUUGAAGACGAUCUCAGAGGUUAUCUGGAUUGGAUAACGCAAGGAGAGGACAUUGAGCAAGAUGAUAAAGAAAAUAAAGAUGAUUCUAGAAAUAGUAAACCUUUACGUGAUAUAGAUCGGAUAGAUAUACCAGCAGAAACAAAUAGCUUAGAUAUCAUUAAUUCUCCAUCAUGGUGGGCAACAAAAAGGAAGAAACUAAGUAGAAACAAUAGAAGAUUAAGGAGAAUGUGUCGAAGGAUGGUCAAAUCAAAAGCCUUCUAUUGGAGCGUGAUAGUACUUGUUUUUUUAAACACUUUAACAUUAGCUUCUGAACACAAUAGUCAGCCCCCUUGGUUAGAUUAUUUUCAAGAAUGUGCGAAUUUGUUCUUUGUUGUGCUAUUCACUUUGGAAAUGCUGUUGAAGCUCUUCAGUCUGGGUAUCCAAGGCUAUUUUGUUUCUCUUUUCAAUCGCUUUGACUGCUUCGUGGUGGUGAGUUCCAUCCUAGAGACUGUGCUGACAUACUCAGAUGUCAUGCCACCGCUUGGAGUGUCCGUGCUCAGAUGCGUCCGGUUGUUACGUAUCUUCAAAGUCACUAAAUACUGGGCUUCACUCAGGAAUCUUGUGGCGUCACUUAUCAACUCCAUGCGUUCCAUCGCCAGUCUUUUACUACUACUUUUCCUCUUCAUUGUCAUUUUCGCCUUACUCGGGAUGCAGGUGUUCGGAGGAAAAUUCAACAACAAUCCUUACGAGGACAAGCCGCGAAGCAAUUUCGAUUCCUUCUGGCAAAGCCUUCUUACAGUCUUUCAAAUUUUAACUGGUGAAGAUUGGAAUGAAGUUAUGUAUCAUGGCAUCAACGCAUAUGGAGGAGUUGGUUCACCAGGCGUUUUAGCAUGCAUUUACUUUAUAAUCUUGUUUAUUUGUGGAAAUUAUAUUUUACUGAAUGUAUUUUUAGCUAUUGCUGUUGAUAAUUUAGCCGAUGCCGAAAGCCUCACAGCUAUAGAAAAGGAGGAAGAUGAUAUAGAAAAAGAAUUGAGCAUGAUCAAUUCGAGGGAGCUUGAUGAUUUUGAUGGUUUGGACAACCGUCAUUCAACAAAGAGGAAAAAGAAAAAACGUCAUAGCAUAUCUUCAUCUAGUUGUUCAGUUGAAAAAAUUUCAAAACCUGAAACACCACAAAUGAAUCAUAAUAUAUUUUUUCGAAUGCAGCGAGAAAAGCCUGAUAAUUCUAUUAAGCCACCAGAUACAUCAACUGAGAAGAAAGAAGUUGAAACCGAAACUGAAGUUGCUGCAGUUGAGUUUAUGGAAGAGGGAGAAGCAGAUGAAGAAGAUGAUGAUGACGAUGAUGGAGCAUCAGUUUCUACAGCUCGACCCAGACGUCUUUCAGAUAUACAUAUAGAUACUAAAAUAAAACCCAUUCCAGCAUAUACUUCAUUUUUUAUUUUUUCACACAACAACAGGUUUCGCAGGCUAUGUCACUUUAUUGUCAAUCACAACUAUUUUGCUAACAUUAUUCUCGGAUUCAUACUAAUCAGUAGUGCCAUGCUAGCUGCAGAAGACCCUUUACACGUAAAUUCAGAUAGAAACAAGAUAUUGAAUUACUUUGAUUACUUUUUUACUACCGUCUUCACUGUAGAAAUAACUUUAAAAGCAAUUGCAUAUGGUCUUAUUCUACAUAAAGGAUCUUUUUGCAGAAGUUACUUUAACCUGCUUGACGUGCUUGUUGUGUCAGUCUCGCUAAUAUCUUUUGCCUUUGGGAAUGAAACAUUCUCAGUUGUGAAAAUUCUUCGUGUUCUCAGAGUACUGCGACCUCUCCGAGCCAUUAACCGUGCCAAAGGAUUAAAGUACGUAGUCAAGUGCGUCAUAGUAGCAGUCAAAACUAUAGGGAACAUCAUGUUGGUCACCUACUUGCUUCAGUUCAUGUUUGCUGUGAUCGGAGUACAACUCUUCAAGGGAAAAUUUUAUCGUUGCAAUGAUGAAUCUAAAAUGACUGAGGAAGAAUGUCGGGGCCAAUUUGUUCUUUACCAAGGUGGUGGUGAUUCAUUAAAAAUUUCUUUAGAAGAUAGAAUUUGGGAAAAUAAUGAAUUUAAUUUUGAUGAUGUUGCCAAAGCUAUGCUCAGUCUUUGUACAGUUUCAACUUUCGAAGGUUGGCCUCGUUUAUUAUAUGUGGCUAUAGAUUCGCAUGCAGAAAAUAUUGGUCCUAUUUAUAAUUACAAUCCAUUGGUAGCAGUGUACUUCAUUGUAUACAUCAUUAUCAUAGCUUUUUUUAUGGUAAACAUUUUUGUUGGUUUUGUAAUUGUAACUUUCCAAAAUGAAGGAGAACAAGAAUUUAAAAAUUGUGAGCUGGAUAAAAAUCAGAGGAACUGCAUAGAAUUUGCUCUGAAAGCCAAACCUGUUCGCCGCUAUAUCCCCAAACAUCGAAUUCAAUACAAAGUGUGGUGGUUUGUAACAUCACAAUACUUUGAAUACGCUAUUUUUAUUCUUAUUAUGAUCAAUACUCUAGCUUUAGCUAUGAAGUAUUAUGGCCAGCCUAAAGAUUAUACAUUUGCCUUAGAUAUAAUGAAUAUGAUUUUUACUGCUGUUUUUGCUUUUGAAUUCCUCCUCAAACUAAUAGCAUUUAAAUUUAAGAAUUAUUUUGGAGACGCUUGGAAUGUAUUUGAUUUUAUCAUCGUAUUAGGGAGCUUUAUAGAUAUAGUUUAUUCCGAAGUUAAUCCUGGAACAAAUAUUAUUAGCAUCAACUUUUUUCGUCUUUUCCGUGUCAUGAGGCUAAUAAAACUUCUAAGCAGAGGUGAAGGUAUAAGAACGUUAUUAUGGACUUUUAUUAAAUCUUUCCAGGCUUUGCCUUAUGUAGCUUUAUUGAUAGUAAUGUUAUUCUUCAUAUACGCUGUCAUAGGGAUGCAGAUGUUUGGACGUAUCGCGUUGGAUCCAGAAACUGCUAUCCAUAGAAACAAUCAUUUUCAAACUUUUCCACAAGCAGUUUUAGUUUUGUUUAGAUCUGCCACUGGUGAAGGUUGGCAAGAAAUCAUGUUAGCUUGUUUGAACAAACCAACAACAAAGUGUGAUCCUAGAUCAGAUGAAUCAUUUGGAGAUGUUUGUGGAUCUGAAGUUGCAUUACCAUAUUUCAUCUCUUUUUAUAUCCUAUGCUCAUUUUUAGUUAUUAAUCUAUUUGUAGCUGUAAUAAUGGAUAAUUUUGAUUACUUGACUCGUGAUUGGUCAAUAUUAGGACCUCAUCACUUAGAUGAAUUCAUUCGACUGUGGUCGGAAUAUGAUCCAGAUGCAAAAGGUAGGAUAAAGCAUCUGGACGUUGUUACAUUGCUCAGAAAAAUUUCUCCUCCUUUAGGAUUUGGAAAGUUAUGUCCUCACAGAGUAGCCUGUAAAAAACUUGUUUCUAUGAAUAUGCCUCUGAACAGUGAUGGCACUGUUAUGUUCAAUGCAACUUUAUUUGCCCUAGUGAGGACAUCUUUGCAUAUCAAAACAGAAGGAAAUAUCGAUGAAGCAAAUGAAGAGUUGCGAGCUGUAAUACGGAAAAUCUGGAAGCGCACAAGUGAACAACUUCUUGAUCAAGUAGUACCACCAGCAGGAGCUGAUGAUGAUGUAACUGUUGGCAAGUUCUAUGCAACAUUCCUUAUCCAAGACUAUUUUAGGCGUUUUAAAAAAAGAAAAGAAGAAAGAUCUCAUGAAGCUAGUCAUAAAGGUCAAGAAACUACAGUAGCUUUGCAGCUGCUCUCCAUUGUUCAGGCUGGGCUUCGCACACUACAUGAAAUUGGUCCAGAAAUUCGUCGUGCUAUUUCUGGAAGUCUGGAAGUAGAAGAAAGUGAAAAUGUUGAAUCAGAGCCAGCACAUAGGCGAAACCAUUCUUUAUUUGGACACAUGUGGCAUUCUGUUCGGCAUCCUCCUUUGAAGCGAACUCGAUCGCUGAAAACAAACACUGCCAGAUCCCAUGCUAAAGUAUCUCCAACAAAUUCUUUGGAUGUGUCCAAGUCACCUUCUCAAAAAGUUCAUGUGCCUGGAAAUCAUAUUCGUUUUACUCGUGACUCCAGUGGUGCUACCGUCACAUCACCUCUUGCUUUACAAAGAGGAAGUAAAUCCAGCUCAAUUUCUGUUGAAGAUAUCUUCUUGUACCAGUCCCCGAUCCAUUCCCCUCAAGAUUCUGCAAGUAAUCCUCCCAAUGCUUCCCAAAUAAACUAUUCUGUUAUGGGCAGUUGCAGCAGUUACGAAGGCAGCUUCACCCUCGAGACUAGGGAACCAUCACCUGGUAGAGAAACGAUUCCACUUCGUUCCCUGCGAUCCAAUCAGACAAGCCCAAGUCCUUUGGCUAAAGUGGAAAGCAUUGAAAGCCACAAUUCCAGCCUGCUAAGUCAGUCAUCUUCAGAUAAGAAUGGAGUCAUUGAUACAAGCCUUUUGAGCCUUUGUGUAAAGGAAGAUGAAGAAAUGGCAAGCUUAAGGCCGCCUACACCACCUCCUAGGAGAUUUUCUGCCAGAAGUGCAACAGCCUCGUUCCGCUUGCCCUGCAUAGGAAAAAGAACUAGCAGUGAACGCCCAAUACUUGUUCGACAGUCUUCCAGUACUCAUAGCUGCAGUGAUCUUCGUGGUUCGUCCACGGAAGAUCCCCCAGAAGUCACAACUAGGCCAAACAGUGGGGAGCCAUGUAACAUGAGGCACAUUGCUGCCUCACUCUGCUUUGCUCAUCUGCCAGCCAUGGCAGUUGCUGGUGUCCAGCCAUCAACAGACCAGUGGAAAAAGCGAAGAAGAUUGGGUGAUGGAUCAUCACACAUACCUACUCAUAGAGCUUCAUAUCAUGGAUCACGAGAUACUUCAUUGGGAUGGAGUAGUGAUUCUCCUAUAAAAUCCAAAUCUGGAGACAUAACAAAUGCUGAUGUUAUAGGAAGUGCAGAAAGUCUUAUAGGAAGGGUACUCCUAGAACAAGGACUUGGCAAGUACUGUGAUCCAGAUUUUGUUCGAACGACCCAGCGUGAACUAGCUGAAGCAAUCAAUUUGACCCAAGAAGAAAUGGACCUAGCUGCCCAUCACAUCAUGCAGCUAGAGCGAAGACAAAGUAUGCCUCACAUGUGCCUCGAAACCAAUCCACAGUCUGAAGCAGACAAUGUGGCAGCUAUACAUUCUGAAAAUGACAGUUCAAACCUGCGGACAUGUGACCCACCAGUAGAAUAUUUUCCCUCAGAAAAUGGCAAUAGUAGAUUGUCCCCAAAAAAUCUCACCUUUAAUAUUGAACAAACAGAUUCAAAAUUGGAUAAGAGUCCUUAUGGUACCGAAGAUACAGAUUUAUAG